Messenger RNA from Komagataella phaffii GS115, 2181 nucleotides. Its product is annotated as Hexameric DNA polymerase alpha-associated DNA helicase A involved in lagging strand DNA synthesis. Lineage: Eukaryota; Fungi; Ascomycota; Pichiomycetes; Pichiales; Pichiaceae. Gene Ontology annotation, molecular function: 5'-3' DNA helicase activity; ATP binding; DNA binding. The coding region runs from base 1 to 2181 and encodes 726 amino acids. The transcript has a single exon. The record is from RefSeq and is a predicted model, not a curated record.
AUGUCGGCGUCCAGGUUAUCCAAAUCUUUUCAGGAUUCCCUUCAGAUCGAACAGAAGGAAGACUCGGACACAACGGCUCAACUUCUCUCAUCAUUGAGUCCCAAACAGCUUCAAUCCAAAGGGCUCGCCAUCCUAUCACUUGAGAUCACCAAUACGAGGCCUGGAUACGGUGGUAAAACCAUCAUUGAAUUAGCCAAGCAUUCCAGUACCGUGGGAUCGAAAAGGAAAUCAAAGCAAAAAGACCAACCAGAUGAGUCUUUGGAAUUCGGAGAUUUUAAAGUCGGUGAUAUGGUAGUACUGGACAGCUACCAGGCUUCUGACUACAACCCCAAGAAAUUAAAAAACUCGUCUAAGAAGUCUGAUCAGGAAGCACACGAAGAUCUGGAGCAAGUUGACCUGGAAGCCGUUGUGGUCAAGAUGAGAAAGAAUGAGAUACAUAUUGCUUUGAGCUCAGAUUCCAACUCGCAGUCUGUUUCAAGUAUAAAGAUUGACGAAAAGCUGGCUCAUCUGAACAAUAAUAGCAUGAAAUGCUGGCUCGUGAAAUUGUCAAACACUAUAACUUACAAAAGAAUGGCUCAAGGGCUGACGAGGCUGAGUGAAGUAAAUUCAGACUCUGCUCCCGAGUUGAUUCGUCUUCUUUUAGGCGAAGAACAGUUCAAAGCACCCACAUCUUCAGAUUUGGUUUCUAAGAUGGAAAAUCUGACCUUUGAAAAUGACGGACUCAACGAUUCCCAGCGUGAGGCCAUCAACUUUGCCCUACAAUCUCCCAUAACCAUCAUUCACGGACCUCCAGGAACCGGAAAAACUAGUACAUUGGUUGAGUUGGUCAGACAAUUGGUAAAGGCUAGAGGUAGCUCCAGCAAACGAAUCUUGAUCUGCGGCCCUUCAAACAUAUCUGUUGACACAAUCUUGGAAAGAUUGGACGAUUUAUACCCAAACAAGGCGGAUUCAAUGUCUAAAUUGAUCCGUGUUGGUCACCCAGCACGAUUGUUAAGUUCCAUUCUCAACCACAGUUUAGAGCUACUCAUCCAAGGCUCAGAGUCGAAUGAGAUUCUCAAAGAUAUCAUUAAGGAGAUUCAAGAUCUGAUGAAAAAGUCUAAAAAGAUGAAGAGUUACAGAGAAAGAAAAGACUGCUAUUUGGAUGUCAAGAACCUUAGAAAAGACCUCAGAGAAAGGGCAAGAAAAAUCACGUCAGAGCUGAUCAGAAGUAGUCAAGUGGUGGUUUCAACUUUGCAUGGAGCGUCCUCUAGAGAGCUUUUUGACGCUGCACUCAAUUCUCAAGAGGGAUUGUUUGAUACUUUGAUUAUUGAUGAAGUGUCGCAAUCUUUGGAGCCUCAAUGUUGGAUUCCACUUAUGGCCCACACAGGUAUCAAUAAGUUGAUUAUUGCAGGAGACAAUAAACAAUUAUCACCCACUAUAAAGACUCUUCCAGAGGGGAAGCAGAAGAGUAAGGUGGUGGACAUACUUAGCACCACCCUUUUUGACCGGUUAGUGUCCAUUCACGGACAAUCCUUUGUCAAAUUUUUAAACAUACAGUAUCGAAUGAAUGAAAAAAUUAUGAGAUUCCCAAGCAAUGAACUCUAUGGGGCUAAAUUGAUUGCUCACAAGUCAGUAGCUAAUAAAACCUGUCUUGAUCUGCCUUACAGAGUCGAAGAAACUGAUGAUACCAUAGAACCAUUGAUAUGGUAUGAUACUCAAGGUGACGAGUUUCCUGAACAGGAGACCGAGGAAGAUCAAGGAUCGAAGUAUAAUGAGAAUGAGGCACUGCUGGUGGCCAAACAUGUCAGAAUUCUAUUGAAAGCAGGAGUUUUGCAAACUGAUAUUGGGAUAAUUUCUCCGUACAAUGCGCAGGUUUCUUUCCUCAAAGAGUUACUGAUAAACGGCGAUGACCAACUAACAGAGUUGGAAAUAUCAACGGUAGAUGGAUUUCAAGGUCGUGAGAAAGAAAUUAUCAUCUUGACUUUGGUUCGUUCAAAUAGAGAAAAAGAAGUUGGCUUCUUGAAGGAUUUCAGAAGGCUGAACGUGUCUAUGACCAGAGCUAAGAAGCAACUUUGCGUGAUUGGAGACAUGGAGACAUUAGGUGAGAAUGAAACUACAAAGUUUCUAUCUAAGUGGGUCAAAUGGUGUGAAGAGGAGGCUGAUUUGAGGUAUAUCGAUGUGAAUGAUCUAUAUGAGAAUUAG